Selaginella moellendorffii is the source of this 816-nucleotide messenger RNA. Its product is annotated as universal stress protein PHOS32. NCBI's taxonomy places the organism in Eukaryota, Viridiplantae, Streptophyta, Lycopodiopsida, Selaginellales, Selaginellaceae. The transcript has a single exon. Bases 97 to 702 code for a protein of 201 amino acids. The record is from RefSeq and is a predicted model, not a curated record.
CCUAAAAAUUAUAACCUAGGGAUUUGGAUAUGGCAUUCAUGGAAGUGUGAGCAAGAUCUAGGAAUUCUCUAGAGCUAGGGUUGGAUUGGGGGGAGUAUGGCGAGCACCGGGCAGAGGAAGAUCGCAAUCGCGGUGGAUUUGAGCGAUGAGAGUGCGUAUGCCGUGCGGUGGGCGGUGGAGAACUAUCUCCGCCCGGGCGAUAGCGUGAUCCUCCUUCAUGUCCGCCCCACCAGCGUUCUCUAUGGCGCCGAUUGGGGCGUGGUCGACCACGCCGUGUCCUUCGACGACGAGGAAUCCCAGCAGAAGAUGGAGGACGAUUUCGACGCAUUCACGUCGUCCAAGAGCCUGGAUCUGGCGCGGCCGCUGCUGGAAUCCAAGCUCCCACACAAAAUCCACAUUGUCAAGGACCACGACAUGAAGGAGCGGCUGUGCCUCGAGGUGGAGCGCCUGGGCGUGAAUGCCCUCAUCUUGGGCAGCCGGGGGUUUGGGGCUUCCAAGCCGCCCGCCAGGAAGGGGCGGCUGGGCAGCGUCAGCGAUUACUGCGUCCAGCACUGCGUCUGCCCGGUGGUGGUGGUGAGAUUUCCAGAGGAGAGCGAUGGCGCUGGCGGCGGCGGCGGCUUGAGCAACGAUGCUCUGGCGGGGACCAAGAGCGAGGAUGGCGAUGCCGCGGCUGAUAAUCCUCCCGCCGCUGCGCAGGUCUGAUCGUGAAUCGAUCGAUCGAUCGAUCGGCGCAAGUGAGACGCUGUAAAUAUUUGUCUUUCUUGGUUUUUUAGAGUUAGGUUUCUUGAGGGGUAUCAAAGAAUAUUCUCCGGGUCA